ACAUGGAAGAUCCGCCGGAAAAUUCGGACGGCAACUCGAUCGCAGCGGUUUCAUCGGAGGAUGAUGAGGAAGUUCACGGAACAGAGCCGGAGUCGGAGGAGGACGAACUGGCCGGCGAAUGGGAACAAGCGGAAGAGGAAUACAUUGGAGUUGAUCCGCAGGAAACCCGGGACAGCCCAAACUUUGAGGGUUUCGCCGAUUUGCUGAGCACGGAGAUUGAGGUCAAAGAGGAGGAGAUUGAAAUCAAGGAAGAGGAGAUUGAACUCGAUCCCGAUCUACUUCCGGGCGAGGACGAGGAGGGAGAGGAUCCGUUUGGAGAAACGAUGGGAGGCACUUCGACGGACACGGCCGAUGAGGGGGAAGAUGAACCGGCAAGAAAGCAACAGAAAGUGGGCAAGAAUGUGCUGGUUAAGCUUCGGCAACCGGAACCGAAACGUAGGCCUGCUGUCCCGAAGGCGGCGAUAUAUCCACAAUUUGUUCCCGGUUUGAUGGUCAAGCGCAACUCGAACCUGCAGUGCUUGGAAUGUGGCCUGUGUUUCAAUUCUCCGUAUACUUUUGCAGCGCACCGGAAGCAGUUGCACGUUCAGCUGCCGGAAUUUCUCCAUGUGUGUUCGUACUGUAAGCGGAGGUUCAACGAGAGGGAGGAUUUGCAGCGUCAUUUACUGCACCACACUCGGAUGGAAACGUUCCGUUGCUCGGUUUGCCACUUGGGCCUGAACUCUUCAAAAGCCCUCGUAGAUCAUUUGGUGAGGCAUCGUGAGCAGGACGAGAAUAGUUGUAAUUUGUGCUUUAAGGUUUUCACCAGCCCAGAACAGCUGGAAGCGCAUAACGUGGAACUGCACACAAAGUUGUCGAAGAUCAGCAAAACCGUGUUGCCCUCGGAUAUUGUCUGCUUCGCUUGUGGCAAGAUGGAAAAACACGCCAAGGACCUUCGCGUUCACAUGCAACGGCACAAGGGUCAGGUCCGGUGCAAGGUUUGCAACAGCGCCCAACACAACAUGGAUAAACUGCACCAACACGUUACAAAGUUCCACCGAGAUACCAGAAAGAUGACCUACGACUGCUGUCCCAACUGCAGCGAAGUGCAUCUCUCGCACCAGCAGAUGAUCGAACACAAAGAGAGCUGUCUCCUGCCACCUUCCCUGUACGGUCGCUUCCGGCUCGAGUGCCACAUCUGCCAGCUGUCCUACUUUGACGUGGAACAUUACGAAACCCACAUGCGACUGCACGCCGCUCUCGGCCAAGAAUCGGACCGCAAACCGUGCCGGCUGUGUUCCUUCUUCGCGAAAAACACCAGCGAGUACGCGCUGCACAUGACCCGCGUGCACGGCUACCGUGACACGAUCGACUCGCUGGAGCACGACUUUGACAACAUGCCCGGACUCAAGUGCAUCGCGCCAAAGUGUAAGCAAAUUGCGAUCAACUACCUGCCGGAUGUGCGGGCGCAACCGGACCAGUGGAACCGCCUGCUGUGCACGUUUCAGCUGCCGAUGUUCUUCAAGCCCAAGCCGACGUACCGGAUUUGCAGCAACCAUUUGGCGGUUUUCAAUAGGUCGGCGGAUUAGGGCGUGCUCUUUUGGUG
Molecule: messenger RNA, 1582 nt
Organism: Culex pipiens pallens (northern house mosquito)
Lineage: Eukaryota; Metazoa; Arthropoda; Insecta; Diptera; Culicidae
Product: zinc finger protein 792-like
Exons: 1
Coding region: 3-1565 (520 amino acids)
Source: RefSeq, a predicted model, not a curated record